This is a messenger RNA of Spodoptera litura, 1515 nucleotides long. RefSeq names its product homeobox protein invected-like. Gene Ontology annotation, cellular component: nucleus. Gene Ontology annotation, biological process: regulation of transcription by RNA polymerase II; neuron differentiation. The record is from RefSeq and is a predicted model, not a curated record. Gene Ontology annotation, molecular function: DNA-binding transcription factor activity, RNA polymerase II-specific; RNA polymerase II cis-regulatory region sequence-specific DNA binding. Lineage: Eukaryota; Metazoa; Arthropoda; Insecta; Lepidoptera; Noctuidae.
UAGAGUUAGCGUUCGAAACGUUAAAACCUCUUUUGUGAAAAAUUUUCAUUAAUCUGUCAAAAUUUCUAUUGUCUAUAGUCGAUUUCUUAUCUGCAUUUUUUCCUAUUUGCCGCGCAUUUUUGACGUUUGAUGUUUUUUUUUCGAGAGAAAAUUUUUCGGACGCGAUUUUUUUUUUUUCGGUUCAAGUGUUAGUGUUUCUGUGUGUGGUAUCCUAUGGACUGUUUUGUUAUGUUUUUCCAAUGAGAAAAUUAUUGUAACUAUGAAGGAUCGUUUUACGUAGUGCUUCAAGUGGGAUUUUUUAGAAACAUGGCGUAAAUUCCCCAAAACAAGAUGGCUGCUGUAUCGUCAGCCCACAUCCAAGACUCGAGGAUCAAAAUACAAGACCACAGUGAUGAUGAACCGUACUCCCCCAACACACGAGACACAACCAGCCCAGAGUACCAUGACGAGGAGAAAACAGAAGAAAGACCAGUACUGUCAUCCUCUUUCGCCAUACACAAUGUCUUAAAGAAAGAGCGAGACAGUCAUAGUCCAGAAAAUGUCUUCUCAACAGACAAAUUACUACAGAACACCCCUAAUUACGAAGAUUUACGAGAGGUUAACGAAAAUUCACGAACUUCUGACAUCAUUGAUGAUGAUGAUGAUCAGACGAACGAAUCCAGGGCUGAAAUUAGUAUAGACGAUAACUCUUGUUGUAGCGAUGAUACUGUUCUUUCGGUUGGCAAUGAAGCGUUGCCAACCUUCGAGCAGAAAGGGCCUGAGACGUCGCAGAACUUGACUUCAUUCAAGCACAUACAGACGCAUCUAAACGCCAUAUCACAGUUGAACCAAAAUAUAAAUAUGAACCAACCACUCCUCCUAAGGCCAAGCCCGAUCACUCCAAAUCCUUUAAUGUUCCUAAACCAACCGCUUCUCUUUCAAAAUCCUCUAAUAAACCAAGUAGAUUUAAAAUCAGGCUUGCAAAGUCGGAUGCCGGUAGCACAAAACAAUUUGAACUUAAACCCUCAGCCUUUCGGUCUAAAUUUCGGGUUACGGAUGAAGAACCAGACCCAAGAAUUAAGAAGGACGGAUGAGAACAGAAGAAUGAACUAUGUCUCCCCAAAAUCCCCAGAAAAUGAGUCAGGGAGGGACUUUAUUAACCAGAAUUGUUUGAAAUUUAGUAUAGAUAAUAUACUUAAGGCUGAUUUUGGGAGGAGGAUUACGGAUCCUCUGAAUAAGAGGAAGAUGAAGACGAGGGUUGAGGCUAAAAUGUCUCCUGUGAAGGAGGCGUCUCCUUCCAAGCCUGAAGAGGCAAGAGUUCCUGAAGUGAAGCCAGGAGAGAAGAGUGGAGCUAUAGACUUGUCGAAAGGUGAAGAUAGUGGGAGCAGUCAGAGUUCUGCUACUGGUACGACGAUGGGGGACGGCGCCAUGGUCUGGCCGGCGUGGGUCUACUGUACUAGGUACAGUGACCGACCCAGUUCCGGUGAGUUUGUACCAAUUACUACCUCGUUUAGUCACCGGAUUUCUUGGUUAUAA